Penicilliopsis zonata CBS 506.65 is the source of this 654-nucleotide messenger RNA. RefSeq lists its product as hypothetical. The record is from RefSeq and is a predicted model, not a curated record. Gene Ontology annotation, molecular function: RNA binding; structural constituent of ribosome. The coding region runs from base 1 to 654 and encodes 217 amino acids. Gene Ontology annotation, cellular component: large ribosomal subunit. Gene Ontology annotation, biological process: translation. Lineage: Eukaryota; Fungi; Ascomycota; Eurotiomycetes; Eurotiales; Aspergillaceae. The transcript is spliced from 4 exons.
AUGUCUAAGAUUUCAGUCGCCGGAGUGCGCGAGAAUGUCCAGCAGCUGCUCGACUACUCUCUUAACGAGAAGAAGAGAAACUUCCUCGAGACCGUCGAGCUCCAGAUCGGUCUUAAGAACUAUGACCCCCAGCGUGACAAGCGUUUCUCUGGCACCAUCCGCCUGCCUACCGUUCCUCGUCCCAACAUGAGCAUCUGUAUCCUUGGUGACCAGCACGAUCUUGACCGUGCCAAGCACCACGGCAUUGAUGCCAUGUCUGCUGAUGACCUGAAGAAGCUGAACAAGAACAAGAAGCUCAUCAAGAAGCUUGCUCGCAAGUACGAUGCCUUCCUUGCUUCCGAUGGUCUCAUCAAGCAGAUUCCCCGUCUUCUGGGACCUGGUCUGUCCAAGGCCGGCAAGUUCCCUACCCCCGUCUCCCACAACGAGGAUAUGGCCAACAAGGUCAACGAGGUCAAGUCCACCAUCAAGUUCCAGCUUAAGAAGGUUCUUUGCCUCGGUGUUGCCGUUGGCAACGUCGGCAUGACCCAGGAGGAGCUGGUCGCCAAUAUCAUGCUGGCCAUCAACUACCUCGUCUCCCUCCUGAAGAAGGGCUGGCAGAACGUCGGUAGCCUGGUCAUCAAGGCUACCAUGUCUCCCCCCAAGCGUCUUUACUAG